CUUCAACACGUUUUCUUGUUUAUGGAGCUGAAGCCAUUUUUCACUUUGCAAGGCCAUUGAAUAAAACCAGACCGGCCUCUAAGUAAUCUGCACACUUUUCACGAGAACUGGAGACCAUGUGGAAUCUUAGUGCCCUGUUGACAAUAUUCUGGCUGUUUUUCACUCUAACAUACGGGUCACCAGAACAUUCUCCGGAUGUCUGCGAGGAUUACUGUCAUAAAGAUCGUAUCCAGUGCAGUACUUCCUGUAAAAAGAUUCAUCUGUUCAAUAAAACACGUUUUCUAGGCUGCUCAAGAUCCUGCAAGUCUUCUUAUACAGCCUGUUGCGACGAAUGUCGUCAAAAUGUUAAAGGCAAUGGUACUAUUUUGGAGGAGUAUGCUCAAAAGAGCGCUACCAAUGAAACACAUCUGGAGACCAAUUCAACAGUCUCAUUACCAAAGUCAACUCCUAAUUUAACACCGAUUGUAAAUCAACAAUACCCUCUUCCGCCGGCAUCAGCGUGUUCCAACGUGUGUACGUCGGAGAGAUUUGGAUGCCUGAAUGAGUGUCAAUUUACACCUUUUGAUUACGGAUGCAUGCCCGAAUGUGAGGUUGAUAACGAGGAUUGUGAACGAGAAUGUCACUUUCAGGCCAAUUAUCAGAUGAAUCGUCAAAGAAUUCAAGCCAAUCAAAAACUUCUCUACUCAAUUUGUGGCAGUGCCUGUUUUAAAAACCGCUGAACAAUUGGAAAAAAGACUUAUUUAAUGUUAUUUCUGGCAAUUACCUGAAAAUAAUUGCAGAUCGGUGUACAUAAUGAUUGUUUAUCAUUAUGAGGUCUUCCGGAAGUUCGAGUAGUGUCAUUUUACUAGAACCAAUUAAUGUAUAUAUAGUAGGGAACAUAUUUAUUUCAGUCUGAUAUUUUCUCUUCAAAAAUAAUUUUUUUUAAUUUUUGUAAUAAGAAACUAAUAGACUGUUCACUUUAUUCCCUAGAGCUUUUUAUUGAUAUGUUGUUUUAUCACGAUGCUUUUGUCUCACGCAAAUAAAUAUAAAAAAAAUAUGUGUCAAGU
Messenger RNA from Saccostrea echinata, 1046 nucleotides. RefSeq lists its product as uncharacterized. The transcript has 2 exons. The record is from RefSeq and is a predicted model, not a curated record. Bases 117 to 719 code for a protein of 200 amino acids. NCBI's taxonomy places the organism in Eukaryota, Metazoa, Mollusca, Bivalvia, Ostreida, Ostreidae.